GGGCUCCAGGGGCUCACGUGUCAAAGCUCUAACCAGCCUCCUUCGUUCCUGUCGCAGCUUCAUUCAUGUGCUGCUGAGCCAGAGGAGCUGAAGAUGAAGAGCAGGCUGUCUGUGGUGGCGGCUGCCCUCCUGGCUCUGCUGCUGUCCUCCUCUCUGGCCCAGGGUCAAGUCGACCCUCCGUCAGAUUUGAGGUUUAAGAUUUUAAAUGAGAACACAGUGCAAAUGCUCUGGAGCAAACCGCAGUCGAGGAUACAGGGCUACAGAAUACAAGUGACCUCAGACACAGAUGAACCAACAAAAGAAUUUACUCUGCCUGCAUCUGCGACUAAGACCUCCAUCUCAGACCUUAGUCCAGAUGUGGAUUAUGCCGUAACGAUAUCCGCGUACAGUGGAUCAGAGGAGAGUCUGCCCGUCUCCGGCCAGAUCACACUUGAGUCGAGUGGCGGCACAAGAGAAACUCCCAGAAAACCCGACCCUUCAGAUUCAGUCAAAUGCUCCUUCAGUGCCCUGGCUGACGUGGUGUUCCUGGUGGACGGCUCGUGGAGCGUCGGCAGGCCAAACUUUAAAAACAUCCGCAGCUUCAUCUCAGCGACGGCCGGAGCUUUCCAGAUCGGAGAGGAUAAAACCCGGGUGGGCGUGGUCCAGUACGGCAGCGACCCGCGGACAGAGUUCAGCCUCAACAGACACAUGACGCGCCCGGCGCUGCUGAAGGCCAUCGGAUCGCUGCCGUACAAGGGAGGAGACACCAUGACAGGCGAUGCCCUGGACUACGUCCUGAAGAACUCGUUCACAGAGGCGUCCGGCGCCCGGGCGGGUUUCCCCCGAGUCCUGGUGAUCAUCACAGACGGCAAAUCAGAGGACGCAGUGGAGAGCUCGGCCAAGCAGCUCCGGAGCCGGGGGGUGGAGGUCUUUGUCCUCGGCAUCAACCAGGCCGAUGAAGGUGAGAUGAAGCUGAUGGCGUCCGUCCCUCACAGGAGUCACGUCUACAGUGUGGCCAACUUUAACUCCAUCAAGAGCGUCCAGAAGGAGUUCAUCACUCAGGUGUGCGCUGCCGUCGACGACCAGCUCAACUCACUCGUCAGUGGAGAAGAAGCUGUGGAGCCAGCCUCCAACCUCCAGGUCCUGGAGGUUUUGUCCAAGUCGAUGCGUCUGACCUGGGACCCGUCCAUCGGAGAGAUUACGGGCUACAGGGUGCAGAUGAUGCCCAUGAUGACGGACAGGAAGCGCCAGGAGCUGUACGUGUCCCCGGCCCAGACCCUGGCCGUGGUCAGAGACCUUUCUCCGGACACGGAGUACCAGAUCAGCCUGUUCGCCCUGAGGGGCAUCACGCCCAGCGAACCCGUCAGCCUCAUGCAGAAGACACAGCCCGUUAAAGUCUCAAUGGAGUGCUCUCUUGGCGUGGAUGUCCAGGCCGAUGUGGUUCUCCUGGUUGACGGUUCCUACAGUAUCGGUUUGGCUAACUUUGCCAAGGUAAGAGCUUUCCUGGAGGUUCUGGUGACCAGCUUUGACGUCGGACCAGAUAAAGUCCAGAUCAGCUUGGUCCAGUACAGCAGGGACCCCCACACCGAGUUCCACCUAAACUCCCACCAAGACGUGAGCGCCGUGGUCCGGGCCGUGAGGACUUUCCCGUACCGCGGCGGCUCCACCAACACCGGCCGGGCCAUGACCUACGUGAGGGAGAAGAUCUUCCAGGCCGUCCGAGGCGCUCGGCCCAACGUUCCCCGCGUCACCAUCCUCAUCACGGACGGGAAGUCGUCCGACGCCUUCCAGGAGCCUGCCACCAAGCUGAGGAACUCCGACGUGGAGAUCUUCGCCGUGGGCGUUAAGGACGCCGUGCGGUCGGAGCUGGAGGCCAUCGCCAACCAGCCCGCCUCCACCCACGUCUACACCGUAGACGACUUUGAUGCCUUCCAGAGAAUCUCCAAAGAACUGACGCAGUCCAUCUGCCUGAGGAUCGAGCAGGAACUUUCCAUCAUCAAACGGAAACGUCUGACCCAGCCGAGGGACCUGUCCUUCUCCGAGGUGGGCCCCAGGAGCUUCAGGGCCUCCUGGGCCAACGACGCCACCAACGUGGAGUCCUACCUGGUUCAGUUCAAGCCGGCGGAUGAAGACGGUCACUACGUGUCCGUGUCGGUCCCCGGAGACCAGCUGACGGCGGCGCUGCCCCACCUCACCCCGCUCACCCGCUACGAGGUCAACGUCUUCGCUCACUACGACACGGGCAGCAGCUUACCUGUGACCGGCUUUGAGACCACCUUAGAAGAACUGGGUUCCGUGCAGAACCUCCGAGUGUCCGAGGAGACGACGGACAGCUUCAGGGUGUCGUGGCAGCCGGCUCCAGGAGACGUCUCUCGCUACCGGGUGACCUAUGAACCUGCAGGAGACGAGAGUUUGAGGCGGGAGACGACCACCGCGGGCCCCGACACCACCAUGGUGCUGCAGCAGCUCCAGCCCAAAACCACGUACCGGGUCACCGUCACGCCUGAGUACACGUCAGGCCCCGGAGUACCGCGGCAGACCGACGGCACCACCAAAGAAGCCAGGGGUUCCCCUACUGAUCUGAGGGUUUUUGAAGAGACCAUGACCACCAUGAAGGUCUCCUGGGAGCCGGCUCCGGGGAACGUGCUCCAGUACCGCGUGGCCUACAAACCCUCCGCCGGCGGCCCCAAGAAGGAAGUGUCGGUGAAGGUAGACAACAGAGCCACGCUGCUGAAGAACCUGCAGCCGGGAACCCAGUACGACAUCGCCGUCAGUGCGCGGUACCCGUCCGGCCUUGGGAACCCUCUGGAGGGACGAGGCACCACGCUAGAAGAGUCGGGUUCUCCUCGGGACCUGGUCACCAGCGACGUGACCGACUCCAGCUUCGCGGCGUCCUGGACGGCGGCGCCUGGCAACGUGAAAAGGUACGAAGUCAGCUGGCAGUCCAUGUCCACGGACGAGACCGGAAUUAAACUGGUGCCAGGACACUUGACCAACACGGUGCUGGACGGCCUGAGUCCGGAGACGCUCUACCAGCUGUCUGUGGUCGCCGUCUACGACCACAAAGACAGCGAGCCGCUCACCGGACAGGAAACCACUGACGUCUCUGCUGCUGGUAAAAGGUUGACGGUGUCAGACGAGACCGAGCGAACCAUGAAAGUCACGUGGACGCCGCCACCAACCAGGGUGUCCCACUACCGGCUGAAGUACUUUCCCAUUAACGGAGGGAAAGAAGUGGCCCUCAAGGUCCCGGGGACCUCCACCUCCACCGUCAUGAAGCGCCUGCAACCCAAGACCACCUACAACAUCACCGUUCACCCCAUCUACAAGCGCGGGGAAGGCAAAGCAAGGCAAGGAGUAGGAACGACACUGUCGCCUUACAAGGCUCCCAGGAACCUCCAGACCUCGGAGCCCACCAAGAACAGUUUCAGGGUCACCUGGGACCAUGCGCCCGGAAAUGUUAAGGGCUACAAAGUGACUUUUCACCCCCAUGGGAACGAUAUCGACCUGGGGGAACUCAUGGUCGGCCCCUACGAUAACACAGUCGUUCUAGAGGAACUUAGGGCAGGAACAAAGUACUCGGUUUCCGUCUUCGGGAUGUUUGAAGGAGGGGAGAGUUUACCCCUGGCAGGCGAGGAGAACACGACCCUCAUGGACGCUCCGGAGCCGCCUCCCCUCCACCCAUCUGGUACUGAGUGUAAGACCACAGCGAAGGCCGACAUCAUCCUGCUGGUCGACGGCUCCUGGAGCAUUGGGCGGAUCAACUUCAAAACCAUCCGCAACUUCAUCGCUCGCAUGGUCAGCGUGUUCGACAUCGGCCCCGAGAGAGUUCAGAUUGGUCUGGCUCAGUACAGUGGAGACCCAAAGACGGAGUGGCAACUGAACGCCCACGCGACCAAGGACUCGCUGCUGAAUGCCAUCGCCAAUCUGCCGUACAAAGGAGGCAACACCAUGACAGGGAUGGCUCUGAACUUCAUCCUUCAGAACAACUUCAUCCCCAGCGUGGGGCUUCGUCCCGACGCCCGCAAAAUCGGCAUCCUGAUCACUGACGGAAAGUCGCAGGACGAGAUCAUCCUUAGCUCGCAGAAACUGAAGGACAGCGACAUCGAGCUCUACGCUAUCGGUGUCAAGAACGCCGAUGAGAACGAGUUGAGGUCCAUCGCCUCGGAGCCCGAUUCGAUCCACAUGUACAACGUCAACGACUUCAAGUUCCUGGUGGACAUCGUGGACGAGCUCACCGUCAACCUGUGUAACAGCGUCAAAGGCCCAGGAGGGGAACUGGAACUGGAGGCGCCCGCCAACCUGGUGACCUCGGAGGUGACCCACCACUCCUUCCGUGCCACCUGGACGCUACCUGAAGGUCCUGUGGAGAAGUUUCGGGUCACCUACGUGAUGGUGGCUGGAGGACCCACACAGGAGAUGAUGGUGGACGGGUCGGUGAACACUGUGGUCCUGGAAGGUCUGAGUCCUCUGACCGAGUACCUCGUCAACGUUUUCUCUGUGGCCGGCGAGCAGAGCAGCGAGCCUCUGAAGGGAACCGACACCACCUUGCCGCUGUCAGCAGCAACAAACAUGGUCGUCUUUGAUGAGACCUCGACAACCAUGAAGGUGAGAUGGAACGAAGCCGCCGGAGCGACAGGAUACAUGCUGCUCUACAAAUCCAUCAACGCCUCUGAGCCUCAGCUGGAGAACGAGGUCCGUGUGGGUGGAGGUGUGACCAACGUCCAGCUGGUGCAGCUGAUCCCCAACACGGAGUACGCCCUCAGACUGUUCGCCCUGCACGGGGAGGCUGCCAGCGUCCCUCUGGAGGGGACAGGAGUCACCUUGCCUGUUCCUCCUGUUGGAGCUCUGACCAUCACUGAUGUGACUCACAGCACCAUGAGGCUGAGGUGGGACGCUGCUCCUGGAGCCGUCCGCAGGUACAUGAUCACCUACAAACCAGAGGAGGGAGACCUGAAGGAGGCUGAAGUCAGUGGUGACAUCACCAACCUGGACCUGUCCAGCCUCAUCUCGCAGACUGAGUACGAUGUGGCCGUCACGCCAAUGUACGACGACGGACCCGGAGCCCCGAUGCUCGGGAGCGCCAUCACAGAUGUUGUUCCUGCCCCCAAGAACCUGCAGUUCUCCGAGGUGGGCCAUACCUCGUUCAGAGCCACCUGGGAGCACGGGGCCCCGGACGUGGCCCUCUACCGCAUCGGAUGGAACAAGAGAGGAGGAGGAGACUCCCCGCAGUUUGCCAUCCUGAACAGCGAAGAUACCACCCACGUUCUGCCCAACCUCGACCCAGACACCGAGUACCUGGUCACCGUCACCGCCAUCUACCCCGACGAGUCAGAGAGCGAGGACUUGAUGGGGAGUGAGCGAACAUUGUUGAAGGCUCCUGAUGUACCCGCUGAACCUCCACGAAACCUGAGGAUCUUCAACGCCACCACCACCUCGCUGGCGGUGAAGUGGGACGCUGCCCCCGGUCCGGUCCAGAACUACAAGAUCACCUACAACCCCGUGGCUGGAGGAGAGCCUCUCUCGACUCAGGUGGGAGGUAAGAAGACCAGCGUCACGCUGCCGAAGCUGGACCCCGACACGAUGUACUCCGUCACCGUGGGCGCCGUUUACCCCAACGGAGACAUCAAGACCAUCAGCGGAGAAGGACAGACCAAGCCUCUGGGUGGAGUGAGGAACCUGCAGGUGUUGAACCCCACCAUGACCACCCUGAACGUCCGCUGGGAGCCCGCCGAGGGCCGCGUCAAGGAGUACAAAGUGGUCUACGUCCCCGCCGCCGGAGGAGACGAGAGCAUGGAAACCGUGUCUGGAAGCACCACCACCACCCAGCUACGAGGCCUGCAGCCAGACACCCUCUACACCGUCUCUCUGGUCCCUGUUUAUGCUGCCGGAGAAGGAAAGACCAUGUCUGAGAACGGAAAGACAAGACCUAUGGGCGGAGCCAAGAACCUGCGGGUGACCGACCCCACCAUGACCACCCUGAACGUGCGCUGGGAGCCCGCCGAGGGCCGCGUCAAGGAGUACAAAGUCAUCUACGCCCCCGCCGCCGGAGGACCCGAGAACACGGAAACAGUGUCUGCAGGCACCACCACCACCACGCUGCGCAGCCUGCAGCCAGACACCCUCUACACCGUCUCUCUGGUCCCUGUUUACCCCGCAGGAGACGGGAAGACGAUGACUGAGAACGGAAAGACACGGCCUCUGGGGGGAGUGAAGAACCUGCGAGUGACCGACCCCACCAUGACGUCUCUGAAGGUGGACUGGGAACCUGCUGACGGAGCCGUUCGCCUCUACAAGGUCUUCUUCGUACCGGAGGCCGGCGGCCUCGAGGAGAUGGAGCAAGUCCCUGCAGGCACCACCUCCAUCAUCCUCAGGAACCUGCAGCCCGACACGCCGUACAAAGUGUCCGUGUUACCGGUUUACCCAGCCCGGGAGGGAAAACGCCAGUCAGAGAACGGGAAGACAUUGCCUCUGGGCGGAGUUGGCAACAUGAAGGUGACCAACCCGACCAUCACCACUCUGACCGUCAACUGGAACCCUGCUGACGGAAACGUUCAGGGAUACAAAGUGAUCUACAAACCUGUAGACGGAGGGCUGGAGAUCGUGGACCAGGUGACUGGGACCACCACCACCACGGUGCUGAAGAACCUGGACCCCGACACCGAGUACGUCGUCACCGUGGUGCCCGUCUACCACGAGAUGGAGGGGAGGUCUCAGUCUGCCAACGGGAAGACCAAUCCUCUGGGAGGAGUGAAGAACCUUCAGGUAACUGAUCCAACCAUCAGCUCUCUGGCGGUCCGAUGGGAACCGGCGGUGGGGAACGUCCGAACAUACAAAGUGAUCUACGCUGCAGAACCUGGAGGAGAAGAAAAAGUGGAGGAGGUCUCUGGAGGAACCACCUCCACCGUCCUCAGGAACCUGGACCCCGACACCUCCUACAACGUGGCGGUGGUGCCCGUCUACCCCGACGUGGAGGGAAUCCGCCAGGCGGAGAAGGGAAAGACCAAGCCUCUGGGUGGAGUGAAGAACCUGCAGGUGACCGACCCCACCACCAACUCCCUCAGGGUCCGCUGGGACCCGGCCGACGGAGACGUCAGACAGUACCAGAUCAUCUACGUCCCCACCGGAGGAGGAGCCGAGAGCAUGACUCAGGUAUCUGGGAUGUCCACCAACACGGUGCUGAGAGACCUGCAGCCUGACACCGAGUACAAAGUCACGCUGGUGCCCAUCUACCCCGACGUGGAGGGGAAACGGGAGUCAGAGAACGGGAAGACCAAGGCUCUGGGCGGAGUGAAGAACCUGCAGGUGACUGACCCCACCACCAGCUCUCUGAAGGUGCGCUGGGAGCCGGCGGAGGGAAACGUCCGUCAGUAUCGACUCUUCUACGUCCCUGCAUCCGGAGGAGCCGAGGACAUGGAGCAGGUGUCAGGUGGAACCACCAGCACGGUGCUGAGGAACCUGCUGUCAGAUACUCCGUACACCGUCACCGUGGUGCCCGUCUACCCCGAGGGGGAGGGGCUACGGCAGUCUGAUGACGGGAAGACACUCCCAAGAACGCCACCCAGGAACCUCCAGGUGUACAACCCCACCCCCAACAGCCUGAAUGUGCGCUGGGAGCCGGCCUCGGGCCAGGUCCAGCAGUACCGCGUGGUCUACUCGUCCCUCAGCGGAGCCAGGAACCCCAGCUCAGUCCUGGUUCCAGGAAACACCAACCAAGCCUUCCUGGACAGCCUGAUCCCAGACACGCCGUACUCCGUCACCGUGUCCGCGCUGUACGCCGACGGAGAGGGAUCGCCCAUAAAGGGCAACGGCAAAACACUGCCCCGUGGCGGCCCCAGGAACAUGCGUGUGUUCGACGCCACCACCAGCACCCUGACCAUCGGCUGGGACCACGCUGAGGGGCCCGUCAGGCAGUACCGGAUCGCCUACGCCCCCAUGACCGGAGACCCCAUCACUGAGUUUACGGUGGUUCCAGGGAACAGGAACAACGCUCAGCUGCAGAACCUGCUGCCCGACACGCCGUACAACAUCACGGUGGAGGCCGUCUACGCCGAGGGCCCCGGGGGGUCCCUCAACGGGAACGGACGCACAGUGGGCAUGUUGAGUCCCAGGAACCUGCGGGUCUCAGACGAGUGGUACACCAGGUUCCGGGUGGCCUGGGACCCGGUGCCGGCCCCGGUGCAGGGCUACAGACUCACCUACGCCCCUGCAGGAUCAGACCAGCUCAUGGACUUCUUCGUGGGAGACGUGACCUCCUACACGCUGCACAACCUGCUGCCUGGAACCACCUACGACCUGAAGGUGGUGGCUCAGUACAGCGGAGGAGAGAGUGGAGCGCUGCCGGGACAGGGGACCACACUUUAUCUGAACGUGACCAACGUCGAGACGUUCGGCGUCGACCACGACAAGUUCUGCAUCAAGUGGACGGCUCACAGAGCCGCCACGUCCUACCGCAUCAAACUCAACCCGGCCGACCCCUCCAGUAAAGGUCAGCAUGAGAUCACCAUCCCGGCCGGUCUGCCUCAGUAUUGUUUCGACGGACUUUCCCCCGACGCUCUCUACACCGCCACCGUGUUCGUCCAGACCCCGAACCUGGAGGGGCCCGGGGUCAGCGCCAAGGAGAGGACACUGGUGAAGCCGACGCCCGUCCCCACGCUGCCCCCGACCCCCACCCCCCCGCCCACCAUCCCCCCAGGAUGGGCAGUCUGUAAAGGUGCCAAAGCAGACGUGGUGUUCCUGAUCGACGGCUCCUGGAGCAUCGGAGAGGAGAGCUUCACUAAAGUCGUCAACUUCGUCUCCGGUAUGAUCGCCUGCUUCGACGUGGUCGGACCCUCGGGGAUGCAGGUUUCCUUCGUUCAGUACAGCGACGACGCAAAGACGGAGUUCAGGCUGAACGCCUACCAGGACAAAGGAGUCGCCAUGUUCGCUCCUCACCACAUCCGCUACAGAGGAGGGAACACCAAGACAGGCGUGGCUCUGAAACACACCUUUGAGAAGGCGUUCUCUGUGGAGAACGGGAUGAGGAGGAACGUCCCCAAAGUGGUGGUGGCCAUUACUGACGGACGCUCUCAGGACGAGGUGAAGAAGAACGCCGCCAAGCUGCAGCACGCAGGUUACAGUGUGUUUGCCAUCGGCGUGGCUGACGUGGACUUCGUGGAGCUGCAGCAGAUCGGCAGUAAGCCCAGCGACAGACACGUCUUCGUGGUGGACGACUUCGACGCCUUCGACACCAUCAAAGAAAACCUCAUCACCUUCAUCUGCGAGACGGCUUCCUCUUCUUGUCCUCUGAUCUUCCUGAAUGGAUUCACUUCACCUGGCUUCAGGAUGCUGGAGGCGUUCAACCUGACGGAGAAGACCUACAGCUACACUAAAGGUGUCUCCAUGGAGACGGGAUCCUUCAACAGCUACACGGCUUACAGGCUGCACAAGAACGCCUACCUGUCCCAGCCCACCACGUACCAGUUUCCAUCAUGUUUUGUGUCUUUGUGUCUCUGUCCAGCCUCCAGUCAGACCGUCUCCUUCUACAACAAAGACACUCGUGGUGAGGUCCAGAGAGUCUCGUUUGAUGGAGACCAAGUGAAGCAGAUCUUCCACGGAAGCUUCCACAAGCUCCAUAUCCUGGUUUCAUCCACCGGCGUCAAACUCAACGUGGACUGCCAAGAAGUGGCUGAGAAGGAGAUCAAGGAGGCUGGAAACACGUCCAGCGACGGCUACCAGGUCCUGGGCAAGAUGUCCAAGUCCAUCGGCUCCAAGGGAGCCUCAGCCACCUUCCAGCUCCAGAUGUUUGAUAUUGUGUGCAGCUUGGCCUGGACCAGCAGGGACAGAUGUUGUGACCUCCCGUCCAUGAGAGACGAGCUGAAGUGUCCGUCUCUGCCCAACUCCUGCACCUGCACCUCAGCCGGCACCGGGGAGCUCGGCCCCCAGGGGCCCGUGGGUGCUCCUGGCAGCAAAGGACCCCGAGGUGAAAGAGGAGAGGGAGGUCCAGUGGGACCGGUCGGCCCCCGUGGAGAUAACGGACCACCUGGACCCAUGGGUCUGCCGGGCCCCCAGGGGCCCAGCGGCCUGUCCAUCCCAGGAGAGGCUGGCCGAGCCGGACCCAAAGGAGACCCCGGAGACUCAGGUCUACCUGGACAGAAGGGUUCACCUGGACCUGCUGGAGGUGCGGGCCCCAUCGGACCAGCUGGAGUCAGGGGCCCUCCAGGGAAGGAAGGAUCAACGGGACCCAGAGGCCCCGCAGGGCCCAUGGGACCUCCAGGAUCUCCAGGAGUAUCAGGAGCUGCAGGGAAACCAGGAAACCCCGGGAACAACGGCUCUCCUGGCGCCCUCGGACCGAAGGGAGACAAGGGAGAGAGAGGCGACUUUGCUCCUCAGAACAUGAUGCGCUCCAUCGCCAGACAGGUCUGCGAGGGGCUGGUCUCAGCUCAAAUGACCCGCAUCAACACGCUACUCAACCAGAUCCCCAACGGCAACUACCGCAGCAACAACCCGGGUCCCCCGGGGCCCCCCGGGGCCACCGGCAGACAGGGAGCCCGCGGAGAACCCGGCUCGGCGGGAAGGAACGGCUUCCCCGGAAGUCCAGGAUCCCCGGGACAGCAGGGAGAGAGAGGGCCUGCAGGAGAGAAAGGUGAACGAGGACUGUCAGGAGUGGGACAGAAAGGACCCAGAGGACCUGCUGGUCCACAGGGAGAGAGUAGAACAGGACCCCCCGGACCCUCAGGCUCUGCUGGACCUCGUGGCCCCCCUGGACGUCCCGGGUACGCGGGGGUGCGAGGACCUCCUGGACCUCCUGGGUACUGCGACUCCUCCCAGUGUGUGGGUAUUCCUUACAACGGGCAGGGAUACGGAGGCCGGUACCCCCCUGAACCCGACACCCGAGUCGCCCCGGUCCCCGAGGAGGACGAGCUGUCGCUAAACCGGCGCCGAAAGAGAUCGCUAUCACGGAAGGCGUCCGACAGGCUAACAUCAUAAGACACGCCUCUUUUUUCUUGUUUGUUUUCUUGUUCAACCUGUGUUCAGAUUCAUGCACAUCAUACACACACACACAUUAAAAUAAUAAAAAAUAAAAACGGGGUUUGACACCUCGAUCUUAUUGGAAAAUGACCUUUUUAAAUGCCUUAAAACGUAUGUGAAUAUUCAAUUGUGCGGGAGGGAGUUUAGGCGAGAAAAUGGAAGAAAAAAAAAAAAGUUAAGAAUCCAUAAAAACACAAAACCACAACCUGUGAGCUUUCUUUUUUUUUUUUCCACUUUUGUGUCUUGUGCUUGUAACAUAUUUGCAUCCAGUUUGUAUGAAGCAGCAGUGUUGAACAGUGCACUCGUUGUCACAAAGAAAGAAAGAGAGGAAAUGUUUGCAUCACAGUACGUUAAAUAUAAUCCUUUCAUCCAGUGUUUCAGUUUCAUUAUGGCAGUUACACACCGCUUUCAUUUUGUAUCUCUUGACUUUUAGUAUUUAUCAGUUUUCCUUUAAUCCGUCACAGCUAAUGUUAACAAAAAGGUGGAAUUGCAUGUCUGUGGUGUAUAUUUAGUACAUGUUUUUUUUUUUUUUUUUUUGGUUACAUUUCAUUUUGUCUUAAUCAGAACAUAGUUGUUGUCAUUCUUGUCAUUUUCUCAGUUUGGACUGCAGUGAAACCUGCGUGCAGAUUAAAGGAGUGGUGUCGCUGCGUCAUGUUUCAGCUGCAGAUUGUGAAUUCCACAGCCUUAUUUUCUUAUUUAUUUCUGAAAACAGAAGAGGCAUUUUUCAAUAAAACUACUGAAAAUUUA
This is a messenger RNA of Centropristis striata (black sea bass), 11736 nucleotides long. RefSeq names its product collagen, type XII, alpha 1b (gene col12a1b). Gene Ontology annotation, molecular function: protein binding. The transcript is spliced from 75 exons. The record is from RefSeq and is a predicted model, not a curated record. Bases 94 to 10947 code for a protein of 3617 amino acids. Lineage: Eukaryota; Metazoa; Chordata; Actinopteri; Perciformes; Serranidae.